Mustela erminea (ermine) is the source of this 403-nucleotide messenger RNA. RefSeq names its product histone H4. The coding region runs from base 36 to 347 and encodes 103 amino acids. Gene Ontology annotation, cellular component: nucleosome. The record is from RefSeq and is a predicted model, not a curated record. Gene Ontology annotation, biological process: nucleosome assembly. Lineage: Eukaryota; Metazoa; Chordata; Mammalia; Carnivora; Mustelidae. Gene Ontology annotation, molecular function: protein heterodimerization activity; structural constituent of chromatin; DNA binding. The transcript has a single exon.
CCUGGGGGCAGUUUUGUGCUUUCACGUUUGCUGAAAUGUCUGGUCGCGGCAAGGGCGGGAAGGGCCUGGGCAAGGGAGGCGCCAAGCGCCACCGCAAGGUGCUGCGCGACAACAUCCAGGGCAUCACCAAGCCCGCCAUCCGGCGGCUGGCCCGGCGCGGCGGCGUCAAGCGCAUCUCCGGCCUCAUCUACGAGGAGACCCGCGGGGUGCUCAAGGUGUUCCUGGAGAACGUGAUCCGCGACGCCGUCACCUACACGGAGCACGCCAAGCGCAAGACGGUCACGGCCAUGGACGUGGUCUACGCGCUCAAGCGCCAGGGCCGCACCCUUUACGGCUUCGGGGGUUAAAAACCAAAGUAAACUUAGAUUCUUUUUAUCAAAAAGGCCCUUUUUAGGGCCCCCAA